AUGGGUUGUUGCAAUCACCUAUUCGGUCACCAUGGCCGCCGACACUAUGAGGGACCCGGACAGGCAGAAGAGGAUUACUACCACCAGAAGAAGCACCGCCCUCUCUCUGCCAGCGAGCUCGUCUACGCCGACAAGAUUCUCAGCGAGACUCGCUACCCCACACCUCAUCCGAACCACGCCGAGGACCAGCAGCAACAGACAACGGCGUCGCGGCGGACAUCGUGCUGCGAGCCCCUGGAUGAUGACCUUUUCAAGACGAGGAGGCAGUUGAGGCGCGAGAAGCGGUCAGACGAGGGCUCUACGUUCCAGGCUGAGCUGAAUCAGACGCGCUACAGUCUCAACCGGGCCGAGGACCAGGAGGCCCGCUUUUCGCAUGCUCAGCAGGAGCAGAAAAAGGCUGCAGCCGCCGCAGAGCGCCUCAAAGCCCUGACGGAGCGUGAGACUGGCCGCGAGACGGUCGAGAUGGCGUACGUGGCCGCCCGUCUCAGGGAUCUGGCCGACCAAGCCGAACUGGAUGCCCAGCGGGCCCAGACGGAGGCCGAAGAGGCCGUCCGCCGUUACAGUCUGGCCCACGAAGUCGUGAUGAGCCAGGUUGAGGCCGGUCCCGAGGAACAGCCCGAAGUGGCGGAGCGCCUAAGGUCCCUGGCCGAGCAGGCCGACCUUCAGACCGACAAGGCCCGGCACGCUGCCAAGAAUGCCUCACGCCGCCACAGCCUGAUCGAGAGCGCUACAAACCAGGAGACGCAGCAGGCCGUCGCCAUUGCCUCACGCCUCAACUCGCUCGCUCUUGCCGCCGAGGAGAAGGCCCGGAUCGCCAACGAGGCUGCCGAAACGGCUCAUCGCAAGUCCAGCGCGGCUCUGAAAGCCGUCAAAGUCUUGCGCGAUGCCGACAAGAAUCUUCCUGCGCCUCCAGAGGUACCAUCGAGGCAGUCGCCGCAGAUUCACCACCACCAGCGUAGCUUGUUCAGGACCCUUGGCGAUGCUCUCGGCCUAACUUACGACGCUUCGGCAGCCAAACCUGCUUCCCCGGCGCCUGCACCCCAUCGACUGUCGGCUGACGAAAUGCCUCCCCAGACGGCAUCUUCAGAGCCAAACGCCAACAGACUUCCCACGGUGCAAGAAGUCCCCACUCCUGUACCUGAGUCCGAGAAUGCUGCUCCGGUCCCAAAACCAAAACGUACUUGA
Molecule: messenger RNA, 1185 nt
Organism: Pyricularia grisea
Lineage: Eukaryota; Fungi; Ascomycota; Sordariomycetes; Magnaporthales; Pyriculariaceae
Exons: 1
Coding region: 1-1185 (394 amino acids)
Source: RefSeq, a predicted model, not a curated record